Molecule: messenger RNA, 921 nt
Organism: Paramecium octaurelia
Lineage: Eukaryota; Ciliophora; Oligohymenophorea; Peniculida; Parameciidae
Source: the annotation of a GenBank genome assembly
AUGAACAAUCCAUCUCUAAUGCAAUUCACUUAGAAGGAAUCUGAAUUUUGUUGGUUGGUUGGUUUAAAAGCUAUCAGUACUAAGUAACCAAUGAUCACUUUGUGGUUAAAAAGUGAGUAGAGAAAAGUAGAUCCAACACUAUUAAAAAAUGAGUUUAUGAAGUAAUUCUAAUCAGGGUUCCUCCAUCUUAAUAGUAUAAUAACUGGAGAUCGAAAUAAGAAUUCAUAAAUUAUCAAAGGAAUUUCCGAUACUACAGUGAUAGCUAUAGUAAGAGUAAUACGAGAAGACGGAAUUAAGGAAUUCGAGCAGAUGAGAAAUGACUUUUAAAAAUUAAUAACUAUUAUAACAUAUUUAAGUUUAACAAGAUCAGUAAUGAGUGAUGCAGUGAUGAAAUUUUUAAGUAAUUAAUAAAAUGAAAGUCAUUAAUACCUUGACAAUUUAUUAUCAACUUUAGGUAAAAUAGAAUAAAUGAAAAAUGCAAUGAACACAAAUAAAUAUGAUCCUAUCAAAGAUACAUAAUUAUAUAAGUUGUUAUUUGCGAAGGGUAACUUGUAUGAUCCAUUUAUAUCCAAUCAACAAACCAUUACUUAAACCUAAUAAAUUCCACAAAAUUCAUAGGCUGUCUAACAAAGUCAUCCAGAGAAAUAGACGGCUCAAGUAUCUCCAAUGAGAUAAGCACUAACGCCAAUAUCUGAAUAAAAAUAGCAUUAAUAGUAGAUGAAUUAACAAACAAUACUUCAACAAUAACAAAUUAAGUAAACUAGACCAUUAGUACAAGUAGAAGAUUUUAGUGAGGAUUCGGGUGAUUCUUCUGUAGAUUUGGGGAACAAAUACAUCGUAAAUGCUAAACCACAGAAGUAGUAAGUAACUGGCACAGACAGUGAUUCUGAAAUUUAGGAGAUUCCUAACUUUAAAACUUGA